AUGGACGAGAAUGGUAGCUCAAAAAAUGCACCCAAGAACAAGUGGAACUUGCCUCUCACAGUUUUCUUCAAAGAUGCAAGACUUGUUUUCAAGAUGGAUUCCCUUGCUAAGGAGAUACUAGGGAUUGCAUUCCCCGCUGCACUGGCUGUUGCUGCUGAUCCCCUUGCUUCCUUGAUAGACACAGCAUUCAUGGGCCACUUGGCGCCGGAGGAACUUGCUGCUGCAGGAGUUUCCAUUGCCUUGUUCAACCAAGCUUCAAAGAUUACCAUAUUCCCUUUGGUCAGUAUUACAACUUCCUUUGUAGCUGAGGAAGAUACUAUUGAAAAAAUCAAUACCACAGCAGCGGAAAAACAGUUCAAUGAAAACAUCAAGGGCAAAUCAAAUGAAGUAAUGCCGGAUGAUCAUUUGCUUCAAGACAUAGAAAAAUGUGCAUCCAAAGAGAAUAAUAAGACUCCAACAGAAUCUUUUGCUGCUAAUGGUGAUAGAAACGAUCUCAUGCCAAAAAGAUUUGUACCUGAGAAUAUGGAAACGAAUGGCACAUUGAAAAAUGAGACAAAUAAUGAAGAUGAUGCCGAUAGAAAUAUAUGCAAGUCUUACUCUGUUACUGGUAGUGAUAAUAAGAGAGGGAUGAAAGCUAGAACGAAGAAGCGACACAUUGCUUCAGCAUCGACAGCACUACUUUUUGGCACAAUACUUGGCUUCCUUCAAGCUGCUACCCUUAUAUUUGCAACCAAACCUUUAUUAAGUGCGAUGGGUCUUAAACAUGGUUCUCCUAUGCUAAUCCCAGCAGUCAAGUACUUGAGAUUGAGAUCCUUAGGUGCUCCUGCAAUGCUUCUCUCCGUGGCCAUGCAAGGAAUCUUUCGAGGGUUCAAGGACACAACAACUCCUUUAUAUGUUAUUGUUUCGGGGUAUGCAUUGAAUAUCGCUUUGGACCCAAUACUCAUUUUUUACUGCAAAUUGGGCAUUAGAGGUGCAGCCAUUUCACAUGUGCUUUCUCAGUACAUGAUGGCAUUUUCCCUCUUAUUGAUAUUAGUGAAAAAAGUGGAUCUCCUAUCUCCAAGCGUUAAGGAUUUGCAGAUUGUCAGGUUUCUUAAAUACGGAAGUCUGCUAUUGGCCAAAGUAUUAGCAGUGACAUUCUGUGUGACCUUAGCAGCAUCAUUGGCAGCAAGGUUAGGUUCAAUUCCUAUGGCUGCAUUCCAAACCUGCCUACAGGUCUGGUUGACAUCAUCCCUUCUUGCUGAUGGUUUGGCUGUUGCUGUUCAGGCUAUUCUAGCAUGUUCCUUUGCUGAGAAAGACUAUGACAAAGUGACUGCUACUGCAACAAGGACACUACAGAUGGGUUUUGUUUUAGGAGUGGGGCUCUCUCUAGUUGGAGUUGGAUUGUACUUUGGAGCUGGACUAUUCUCCAAAAGUGUUCUUGUUGUGCACAUUAUCAGAAUAGGUGUCCCGUUUGUUGCUGCUACACAACCAAUCAAUACAUUAGCUUUCGUCUUCGAUGGUGUGAACUAUGGGGCAUCUGAUUUUGCUUAUUCUGCUUACUCCUUGGUGUUGGUGUCAAUAGCAACUAUUGCUUCAUUAUUUCUUCUUUACCAGAGAAAAGGUUACAUUGGGAUAUGGAUUGGACUAAGCAUAUAUAUGACUCUUCGCAUGCUUGCUGGUGUAUGGAGGAUGGGAACAGGAACAGGACCUUGGCGUUUUCUCAGAGACCGCUCAUUGCCUUGA
Gastrolobium bilobum is the source of this 1722-nucleotide messenger RNA. Its product is annotated as protein DETOXIFICATION 43-like. Gene Ontology annotation, molecular function: antiporter activity; citrate transmembrane transporter activity; xenobiotic transmembrane transporter activity. Gene Ontology annotation, biological process: transmembrane transport. The coding region runs from base 1 to 1722 and encodes 573 amino acids. The record is from RefSeq and is a predicted model, not a curated record. NCBI's taxonomy places the organism in Eukaryota, Viridiplantae, Streptophyta, Magnoliopsida, Fabales, Fabaceae. Gene Ontology annotation, cellular component: membrane. The transcript is spliced from 12 exons.